UUGCAAAUCAUUUGAAAGGACUUCUUUACAAAAUCCUCAAUAUAUUAAUGUAUGAUAUUGAAAUUUGUGUAUGAAUAACCAAAACAUAUAUAAUAAAUGGACGAAUUUGCAUUACAUAGUCCAAAAAAACAAAGAUACAAACUAUGGAUUUAGAAAAUGGAAGAAAUUUCAAGAUUGCAUUUUAGCUUUACCUUGUACGGGUGGAAUUUAGGUAAGAGUUGAAGCAUCCCUGCCGGUUUGCUCUAUUCUUUCUCCCAGACCAGCAAUCUUCCAUUUCCUUUGCAUUAGAAGGGUCAUUCUGCCAAAGAAGCCCAUUGCUUCCUGACCAAAUACAUGCCUUAAUUCUUAUUAAAAAAAAUGCUAUUAUCAAAUUGUAUUACAGCCUUUUAACCUUUUAAAAUAGGCUAAUUUAAUUAAUUGAAUUCUAAAAUUUUAAAUUUUAUUUAUACUUUAGUCCUUAAAUUAUUACAUUACAAAAUCUUAAUAGUACACAAAAUUGUAAUUUUUCAAAUAAUUAGGGACCAAAAUACAUUUUAAUAUGUUAAAAAAAUUGUAAUUAACCCAUAAGUUAACGAAUCAUUCAUGCAAGAACAAAAUAACUACCCGGACGUUGAGGAUCAUAACAAUUUCUUAUCAAAAAUUUUAAUUUUCUCUUCUCAAAGAAAAAAGGAAAAAUUUAAUUCCCAACAAUUUUAAGAAAUAGAUUCUAUACGUGGGAAUGAAGUUGAGUCUCCAAAUGGGAUUUAAUUAGUUUCCUGUUGAAUGUCAGUGUUUUCCUAUUUUAGAUCCUUUCAAGUUAGUAUCCUUGUCAAAAUGGUUUGGUAUAAACUCCACUGGAAUAAAUAAUAACAGUAAUAACAACAGUAUUAAUAAUAUUAUAAAAAAAAAACUGCAAAUGAAACUGCUUAUCUCCUAAAAAUAAAAUUUUCAUAGUUAUUUAUGAAAAAAAGUUAUCAUUUCUUUUCGCCAUCAAAACAAUUUCAAUCUCUACUAGCCUUAAGCACCUGAACUUUUACAUUUUGAUUACUACGAGAUUUAGUGUUUAUUGAUUAGUGGCGGAGUUUUUUAAAGUUUCUUUGUUAAAGCAAUGGAAUCAUGCAUGGUCUCCACCACAGAUGGGGUGUGUCUCCAAGGAAGAAUUUUCAAGCCAUCGCGAGAAACCACCAAAAAAGGCAGCUCAGGCACUGCAAUUGUGUUGGUGCAUCCGUACUCGAAGCUGGGUGGAUGCCAGGGACUCAUGCAGGGAAUGGCAUUGAGACUAGCCAUCAAAGGUUUCCUUGCCAUAACCUUUGAUAUGAGAGGUGUUGGAAGAUCUACAGGCAAGUGUUCGCUAACAGGCUUGCCUGAAAUCCAAGAUGUUAUUGCUGUUUGCAAAUGGGUCUCCCAGAACUUGCCUGCUAAAAAGAUUUUGUUGGUGGGUUCCUCUGCAGGAGCUCCGAUUGCUGGUUCAGCAGUUGAUCAGCUGGAGGAAGUGAUUGGGUACGUGAGUAUUGGUUACCCAUUUGGAUUGGCAGCCUCUGUUCUGUUUGGGAGACACCAUAAAGCAAUUUUACGAUCAAGAAAACCAAAAUUAUUCAUAAUGGGCACCAAGGAUGAGUUCACAAGUUUACAACAGUUGGAGAAGAAGCUGAUGUCUGCUUGUGGUCUUGUUCAAGCCCAUCUUAUUGUAGGAGUCGGCCACUUUGAAGUCGAGGGUCCUGCUUAUGAUGCUCGGAUGGCAGAUCUAAUUAUGGGUUUUGUUGCACCAUUGAUGCAAUGAGCAGCUUGAUUUCCCAGCACUUGUUUGUGAUGAUAGAGAUUAGCAUUCAUAAUGACCAAAAUACUCGUAUGAACUAAUCUGUGAACAAUGGCUAGGUCAAAAAACUUCUUGGUUCUUCUCAAUCUGCAAUGCUCAACGAAAAUGAAAAAGAUGGUUUCAUGGUCUUUAGGUAGGCAUAGAUUCAGACAAACCAUUUAGCCUACUGAUUUGUAAUAUUUGAUACAAUCAAGGAUCAACCCAGAAGAAUAAGCAACCAUUGUAACAUCAAAAAUCAAAUCUUUAAAUUUCAUUUCAUUAGAUGCCAAUGCAUAAUUUUACAAUAUGGUCGACACCUAUGAAUGAAACAAUUUUCAAUUUGCUCAACUAAAUUUGAAAAUAUCACUGUCUACAAAGUCACCGCUUCUACCUUGAAGGUAAAAACCAAGUGGCUAUUUUCCUAAGGAGUGUGCAUAAAAAGUUAGGCCAUGUUUGUGUUACAAGUAUGGAAAUUCUCUAUUGAAUAGAUCAGAGGUACAAAUCCAACCAGGUAUGGAAAACAAUGUCACACAAUCUUGCCUGGUUGAUGAAAUUUGAUCACUAAAUUAA
Messenger RNA from Manihot esculenta (cassava), 2344 nucleotides. RefSeq lists its product as uncharacterized. Bases 1088 to 1759 code for a protein of 223 amino acids. Gene Ontology annotation, molecular function: hydrolase activity. NCBI's taxonomy places the organism in Eukaryota, Viridiplantae, Streptophyta, Magnoliopsida, Malpighiales, Euphorbiaceae. The transcript is spliced from 2 exons. The record is from RefSeq and is a predicted model, not a curated record.